Molecule: messenger RNA, 420 nt
Organism: Penicillium expansum
Lineage: Eukaryota; Fungi; Ascomycota; Eurotiomycetes; Eurotiales; Aspergillaceae
Exons: 1
Coding region: 1-420 (139 amino acids)
Source: RefSeq, a predicted model, not a curated record
AUGUCUGAGUCUAUCGCUACUAGAUUCUUCCGCGGUACUCGAGCUAUCCUCAAGUACCGCAAGGAGCGUGGUAUCCUCGUGAACAACAUCCGCUUCUAUAUCACCUCUCUGCGCCAGAUGCCCGAGGGCAACUACCUUAUUGAGGUCGCCCUCAACAUCCACUCCCUGAAGGUUCAGGCCGACAAGGUGAAGUGGGCUUCACAGGAUCUUGCCACUACCGCCGCCAAUAUGGCCUACGUCACCUCACAGGGUAUCGAGCACUUCGCCCACACUAUCCCCCAGAUCUGCGACGAGGUCGGCCAUGAUACCCGCCAGCUGGCUGAGACCCUCCAGGACCACAUCCACCAGCCCGUUGCCAACACCGAGCACCGUGUCGCACUUGGCCUCGAGCAUGCACUUGCUAACCUUGGUUAUAUCUAG